AUGGUCGGCUAUAAAAUGCCGCCACGAGGAUCGGGCCCAACCAGUCGUAAUCGAUACAAGAAGCUCCAUUUUUCUAAUCCUCCUCACCUAAUCCCUCCCAUCUCGAAGGAGGUUCUUCCUGUGAAUCUAUCUAUCGCCCGACUCGAAACCAUGAAGCUCGUCUUCAGAUUCGCCCUGUUGUGCGUCGCGGUGGCCUUCGUCGCCGCACAGGAUGCCCAGGUGCAGGAACGACCAAAAACCUUCCGAAGGUUGAUACCCGCCGAUGUUCUCCGCGACUUCCCUGGAAUGUGCUUCGCAUCGACCAAGUGUGCGACCAUCGAGCCGACGAAAUCGUGGGAGCUGUCGCCAUUCUGCGGUCGUUCCACCUGCGUGCCCGCUGAUGACAACUCCGGCCGUCUCUUUGAAUUAGUAGAAGACUGUGGCCCGUUGCCCAAGGCCAACCCUAAGUGCAAGCUCUCUGACAAGACCAACAAAACCGCAAGCUUCCCCGAAUGUUGUCCGAUCUUCGAGUGCGAGGACGGCGCCAAGCUCGAGUAUCCGGAGAUCCCGACCCUGCCACCACCGAGCGAUGAGGAUGCGGCGAAGGCGCAGCCGGAAGCGCCGAAGCCCUAAGCCCGACACAAAAGCUUAAAAGGCCACCUUGUCCCUGGGAUGAAGAUUGCGGUGUAGCCUCCUCGACUCAAACAAGAUUCAAGCAAAACGAGAAGUCAUCAUGAUGUCAAAAUGCCGUCAAAGUGCCUCCAAAAUCCAACCCAAGGAACACACAAAAGUCAACAGAAAAAUCAAAAUGACCUUAUUUUGUUUCUUGAAUCAAGAAAUAAUCAAGUUUUGGAAUAAAAAAAAAAUCAUUACUUUGACUUUCAUGAUGUCAAAAUAAAGAUACAUUUUGACUUUCUCUUUGACUGAGCGUGUUCCUUCGGAACAAUUAUUAAAAGUCGCUUUUUUUUGGCCAGUCGCAGAUUCAUUUUAAAAUCAAUUUGACGCUAUCGUAACCUGUUAUUCUGUCCUGGUCAUCGGACCUGGUUAUGUUCGACGCGAUCUGUCAAUGCGAUCGAUGAGAGUCAGAUGCGGCGAAAUAUACGUUCAAGGAUUAAUUCUCCAAGAGCGAUAAAAAGACCAGCGAAACUCCUAACGUAACGCAAAGUAAACAUGCAAAAUAUAAUUUUAUUUUGUAUUGGUAAUACGAGUACCAUAAGAUCUACUUAUUAAUACGACGAAACGAUCGGUCGCGCUAUUUUACAGUAUUUUUUCGAGGAAAGGAUAAAUUGUCAUGUAAUAGCCAUCGGACCGUUGCACAUUGCGCUAUUAUAGGAAGCGGUUCUCUUUGUAUUUGGUUCAAUUAUAAAUUGUUCGACAGGAUUGUGCAACGUUUGUGCCCAUCACGACGAGGCCAUACCGCGAUUUCGCUCACCACCUAACGUGAUCUGAUCCCAUUUAAUCCAGAUUAAGUUAAUUGUAUAUAAAUUCAGGCCGCGUUUUUUCAAACUACGAGCACGAUGAAAGCUUUCCAAACGCACUCAUUCUACACCCGAUUUAUAAUCUUAUGAUCGUAAUCCCGAUUCUUUUGUUAACUUCCCCCAUGUUCUUUUAGCUGCGCAACCCUCGAACGUAUAAUUUACCUACGAAAAUCUAUAAAGAAACAGAAUAAUUUUGCAAAGUGUACAUUAAAUCUCUAUAUAAGAAGACUUGACAAAAAAUAUAAUGAAUGUCUCACGAAGAAAAAUAAAUGUAUUAAAAAAUUAAGUCGUUUUUGGUGUAUAUUGUUUCGUGAUUAUUCUAUUAUAUUUCGCACAGAAGCGUUUGAGAAGUUUAAACUUUUCAAUGAUAUAUCUUCCAAUGAUAAUCGGUAAUGGCGUAACUUCUUUUAGUUAAGUUGAUUUAAGUUGCUCUUUUUCAGCAUAUGACAAAUUAUUCCGUAGUAGAACCUGGCAGUAUGUAUCGCAAAUAUGUGUGAUUGUAAUUAUAUGUGAUUAAAUUAAUACUUAUUUAAUU
Messenger RNA from Trachymyrmex septentrionalis, 1992 nucleotides. RefSeq lists its product as uncharacterized. The transcript has 2 exons. NCBI's taxonomy places the organism in Eukaryota, Metazoa, Arthropoda, Insecta, Hymenoptera, Formicidae. The coding region runs from base 1 to 612 and encodes 203 amino acids. The record is from RefSeq and is a predicted model, not a curated record.